CGGACGACUGCCAUUCGUGUUUUCUUCUCUCCGGGCCUCUGUUCCUGUUCAGAUUUUCCUCUCCACCGCCCGCCGCCCAGGGCAUCAUAAUCCGGAUCUUUCCCUGCCUCUUUUCGCCUCUGCUUUCCUUCAGCCGUGACGCUCGUGGCCUUCGUCGAUCAGCUGUCUUCCCGUCCGGCAUCCAUCACUAACCACGGGAACGGCAAAUACCCUUGCGUUUGAUCUUCGACCAACCGUCUUGGUCGGUUGGCGUAAUCCACUGAGCUUAGGAGAGCUUGAAAUACCCAAACGGCCCCCUGUUGCUGAACCUUUUCUUUUCGAAUCCCCACACGGAUCGGAAUCGUGUGGUGUCCACGCGCACUGAGUCUCAGCUGUGGAUUUUCAGAAGCUCGCCCGAACCGCGUCUUGAGGGAGACCGCUCAAGUGCUUGAUAUACUGACUUCCCUCGGGCUACUUGGCUCUGAUCAUUGGAGGGCCACCGACAUUAUUCGCAUCAUUAUCAGCCUACUGCCGAUGUAUUCAGGACGUUUCACCCUCUGCCGAGUCGCCUUGUGAUUACGGCAUUAGGCGCCCUCAAAUUUAGUCAAAAAUCAAAGAAAAGACUGUGUCAGGGAGCCGAGUGUCUGACAACGUCGCUGUCUGGAUCAGCGACGCGCCCACGUUGCUUACCGCCGGAUGGACGCACAAGGGACAUCGCAUCCACCCUCGACUGGUGGCGGCGGAACCGGCGGACCAGGCUCUGGUAGUACGCCCGCGACUGCUCCUGCGACAAGUACGGCAAAACUGCGAAAGCGUACAAAGACAGGAUGUCUGACGUGUCGCAAGCGCAGAAUAAAGUGUGGAGAGGAGAGGCCGAUCUGCCAAAACUGCAUCAAGUCGAAGCGCACUUGCGAAGGCUAUAACCAGAGACUGAACUGGAAAACUCCAAUCGCGGAUUGGGGAGGACUGGCCGACGACGGUCAGAUACUUCAAUUUCACAAUGGCAUGCUUGCUUCGCAGCCCAUGGGUCAGUACCGGCCAGUGCCACCACCGAUUGACACGGCUGCUUUCAUGCCAACCCGAUUACCUCAAGGCCAACCUAUCGCGAUGGGUGAGAACGGCGAGCCGAUUUUCAGUCCACCCAACACUGGCAUACCGUACAUGCAGAAUGUGCCCGGCUUGACGGUACCUUCUCCGUACGCACAACAGUUUCCGUCCUGGACACCGCCUACACCCCAAUACGGCCAUCCUGCCUACGGCCAAAGCCCUAUCUCGACCCACAGUAUUCCUCCGAAUCUGGCAAACCCAUCGCUACAAAGCAAUCUAGACGCUACGAUGCAGCACAGCGACUUGCCGGCUCAGCAGUAUCGUCGACCUAGCCAGCAAAUCGGUGAUCUUCCCACGCCCGCCUCGACCGUUCAGCAAGAUUUCGCAUCUUUCUUUGCCGGAACACCCUCUCAACAGUCGGUCAACAACGCCCCUUUGCUGCGACAAGGUCAAGUCUACUGGUGGGGACCGAAUGAGACCGCCUCAGCCGCACCACCUGUCAACACACAAGAGAGAGCAUGGGCACCCGCAACGGAACCAAGUUCGACAGCCGGUUCGCAAGGUGUUGGUGAUCUUGGCUCAGCGACGUCGACGACGGCCCCUGGUCCACAAGCUGCCAAGUUUCUAGGCCACAGCCUCGCCGGAGCCACAGCGCAGUUUCUGGAAGAUGCCGCAAUUGAGACCUAUGAGGACAACUACUACGACGUCGAGUCUGACGAAGAGAUGGAAGACGUUCCCGAAAAGGCCUUUCAGCAGUUAAGCCUGAUGCGAAAACUGCAUCAAGAUCAUCUGAACGAACUAAGCGCUCGAAGAUAUGACACCUUCCUAUAUUCCGGCAUGCUGGACCAUUACAGAGCAGAAGAGCAUGCGAAUCCACUAGGGAAUCCGAAAACAGCAAGGUUAUUUGCUCACUUCAUCUUUGCUACCGGGCCCAGUUUAUCCAUCUUCGAAAGACAUCCUCGCAAUCCCUCGGCGCUUUUCAACGAGACUCCAUCAGGCCAUCAGCAGGGUAUUUGGACGUAUACGCUGCCGAUGAAAGCAAUCUUCAACCAAGGUUUGCUGCAUGCCAUGCUUGCCUUAUCAAGCUUGCACAUCUCCAAACUUCAAGGCACCUCCAGCAUGCCCUCAUACAAACAUUACGCAUACGCUAUCAAACGCAUACACAAGAACGUUGGAAAUGCGAACAAGAAACUUUUGCCUACGACCAUUGCCGCAACUUUAUUGCUGGGCUUCUACGAGGUUCUCACCGCUGAUCAUUUGAAAUGGAGCAGUCACCUUGCCGGUGCCAAACAGCUGCUGCAAUCCAUCCCGUUCAAGCGCAUGGCCAAGGAGGCAAGACGAUACAAAGCACAACAGCUUUUUCGGAAGGAUGAAUAUGCAUUCUACCAGAGCCAUGACUUUCUUGAUCGAGGCGCUCAAAGUAUGAGUGCUACAAUUGACGAGAGUCUUGUUAGCAUUCUCAUGGGCCGCGAGGUCAAGGUGGAGCAGUUUGGCCAAGUGUUGGACGACGAUGACGAUGGCGUACGAGGUGCAAAAGCUUCACCACCCUUUGAUCCCGAAAAGUACGAACUAUACCAGGAUCUAUACUGGUGGUACGCAAGACAGGAUGUCUACCAAGCCAUCUUGAGCGGCAAUAAAUUAUUGCUCGACUAUCACCGAUGGACCGAUUGCCCACCCCGCGCAAGUAUGGGCCGAUCCGACGCAAUCUAUGGAACACAUGACCACUUGAUCCUCAUAUUUGCCAGAAUCGCGGAUUUCAAUGCUAGAGAUCGACGUAGAAAGAUCAAGGUCAUGGACUCAAACGGAGGUCAAUGGCGACCACCGCCAGGAAUGAGCAUGCCUUCUGGGCCUCCACCACCAGCCCCUCAAUCCAAUGCUCCGGCAUCUCGGACUCCGAAUACUUCGUUCAUGCAAUCAGCUUCUGUGACAGGGCAGCCAUCAGCACCCUACCCAACAAUGCACAUGCAGAACCCUCCUCAUUACCAAAGCGGAGCGUCAUUUGGCAUCGGUCAGGGCCCAAUUCCUGCCACAGGUCAUGAACAAAUCCCGAACCAUCCAUUCUUUGGUACGCUAUCCGGACAGGUGUCGCCGGACCUGAUUCAGCCUAACCAAAUGCCCGCACAUCAAGAUCCCAUCCUAUUGAACACGCCGCAAAACUUCAAACACGAACGAGGGCUUGAAAAAGGUUCCGCAGGUUCCCCAUUCAGCUCUCAAGCCCCCAUGCAGUCUUCUUCUCAGGCCAUGGGCGAUCCUCAUCGUCACUCCACCGGCCAGCGUCCUGCUCCUCCUGCUCCCCCUAGCUUCUACGGAAUGGCACCUCUUCCAACCACUGUUAAAAUGCCGUCUUCGUAUGCAGCAAAUACGGCACACUCCACACCCAGUCCUAAGUCUGAAAAGAGCGAUUAUGACUUGGAUGCUGCUACGGAAAGCGCACUUGCUGAGUGGGCUCAGCUGAAGGCUGCUUUGAAUACUUUUGAGUCUCACCUAGGACCACACUUCCAACCGCUCCCUGCGGACCUUCAUCCUCCGACAAUGACUCCAUUCGGCCCAGCUUUGUUUUACAAGUCGCAUGAUGUUGGUAUAAUAUGGGCACUAUACUACAUGGCAUGUAUCAUUCUCCAGCGCUGCCAGCCUCACAUGCCACCAGCUGCGUUGAUGGCUGCGGAGGUCGCAGCUCAGCAGACUAGCCAGUAUGCCACACGCAUAGGACAAAUCGUUGGAGGGAUUGUGCCGCCUGUGAUGGGACCUGACCUCAACCCAAAUCUUGGAGCAUGUUUAUGCGAAGCUGGGCUUCCUCUUUUUUUUGCUGGAGUGCAAUAUCGAGACCCUGGCCAGCGGGCGUGGUUAAUCAGCCUUCUUCGCAAUGUCGAGUUGCGCACCGGGUGGAAGUCCAUCGGAAUGAUCGCGCAAGGCUGCGAGGCGUCUUGGGAAAAGGCUGCAGAAGCAGGACGAGGUCCUCCGUACAAACGCGUUUUGGGCCGUUGGCACGUUCCGAUGGGAAACCAGACUACCGCAGAUCACGAUCAUGCCGAUGUUUCAGGAAAAAUUCCUCGAGACCAUCAAGGUACACGAGUUCACUGGGCCAUGGGCGUUCUUGGAGUCCAGGAAGAAGACAACGAACGCGAGAGCCGCCAUGUUAGCGGUUUACAGCCGUCAAAAAUGCUGUUUGAUUGAUUAAGCGUCAGGAUCCGUGCUUCAUUUUGCAGCAAUCUCUUCUUUGCGAAAUGGGAUAUGACCAUCAUGAAUGAACGUGCUGUUAGAUUUAGGAAAGUCGCUGUCUUCUCUAUUCACGCCAAAUGUAGUCACGAAAUCUAGGGAGCGUUCUUUUGGCAAAUGUAUAAUACAACAUGGACAUGAUUGAACGGCCGACUCUUGUUAUUUGCCACCAGGAGGCACACAAUUAAUAAAUGAAGCUGGCCGUCACGGGCCAGCUUUUCAUGCUACAUAAUGCAGGACUCGGAUGAAAAAAAAAGUCUUAAAAACAAAAAUUCUUGCGGAAUCUGUCACUGCAAUCACACUUCCAUCGUGUAUCCGCUGAUGAGGAUUGCAAAAUCGGUUCCUGUAAUAACCGGGUGGCAAGAUGAG
Messenger RNA from Verruconis gallopava, 4611 nucleotides. RefSeq lists its product as uncharacterized. NCBI's taxonomy places the organism in Eukaryota, Fungi, Ascomycota, Dothideomycetes, Venturiales, Sympoventuriaceae. Bases 676 to 4200 code for a protein of 1174 amino acids. Gene Ontology annotation, molecular function: DNA-binding transcription factor activity, RNA polymerase II-specific; transcription cis-regulatory region binding; zinc ion binding. The record is from RefSeq and is a predicted model, not a curated record. Gene Ontology annotation, cellular component: nucleus. Gene Ontology annotation, biological process: positive regulation of transcription by RNA polymerase II. The transcript is spliced from 3 exons.